This is a messenger RNA of Sander lucioperca (pikeperch), 1854 nucleotides long. RefSeq lists its product as uncharacterized. Gene Ontology annotation, biological process: cellular response to lipopolysaccharide; positive regulation of T cell proliferation; negative regulation of T cell proliferation. The coding region runs from base 177 to 944 and encodes 255 amino acids. NCBI's taxonomy places the organism in Eukaryota, Metazoa, Chordata, Actinopteri, Perciformes, Percidae. The record is from RefSeq and is a predicted model, not a curated record. Gene Ontology annotation, cellular component: external side of plasma membrane. The transcript has 5 exons.
UUCAUCCCAGGGCAUGUUUAGUCCUGCUCAAGUGAAAACCUGACACCUGACUUGAAAAUUCUAAAACGCCAAGGUGGACUCAGUGAACGUUCUUCCUCACAUUAAGUCCUCAUAGCAUCAUAUUAAUCUACACUGGAUGAUAUUUCUUAGCUGUGUGGGUGUACCUGAUCAAAGUGAUGAGUUUCUCCUCUGAUGCGAGGACACAGCAUGUUUUUGGCUGGGUUUCCAUCAUCUGGUUCACUUCAGCAGUCAGCAUUGCUGGCAGUCAACGUGUGGAGCUACAGACCAUUUCCCAGGUGGCGGCACGGUGUGGGGAAAAUGUGACACUAACAUGUGAUGCCAAGCCAUCAGGCCAGUUGAAGAUUUUCAAUUUUAUCUGGCUGGCUAAAAAUAAAAGUAUGUGUCAAUAUCCAGAAGGCCAAACUUACCCCGAGGUUCUGUGUGAAAGCACGGACCAGCCUCCCCACCACAGCCUCACUCUGACUCUCCUCAACGUGAUGCCGGUCGACGAGGGAACAUACCUCUGCAAACUACAGUCUGAUCUCGGUGCACCGUCUGAGAAAACUGUUGUUACAGUACAAGACUGCCUUGGAAGUUUUGACUCCUCCAUCAAUGAGUCUCAUGCUGAGUGCUGGUUCAGUGGAGUUUACCCCAGUGGAACCAUCUCCUGGUUCCAGGGAGAUGUUAACUUAACCGACCCUGCUAGCACACGUGAAGAGGUGGACCAUCUUGGACUGUACAAUGUCUCGAGUACAAUAGAUGUACAGAAAGGAAACUUGAGCCAGCCAUAUACAUGCUCACUGUGGAUAGCUUCUGCCAGGAAGCAUCUCCAGAGUCAACAGCUACCUGUGGUUAAGAAACAGACCGAGUCAUCAGGAAGCAUGGUCAACCUGCAGUGGAUCUGUGUAAUGGUGGAAAUAAUGAUGGUCAAAUGUAUGACUUAGAGGAAACAGGUAGAUCAUCAGGUGUUCAUAGAAAAGUUGAAGUACGGAAAAAAGAUUUUCUUUUUAAAGAAAACAGAAAUGAAAAGGAGCUAAUUUUUGAGGCAGGAAAUAUAUUAACGGUUAGGAGUAUAAACUUUUUUUUGUUUUCAACAUGCUAUCUGAUGAAGACUUUGACUUAUUCAACAAUGUACAGUUUUCCUAAAAAAAUAGUCUUGAGAUAACUUCUGCUUUGCAGAUACAGCAUCUCUGUCUUCAAUGCCCAGUCUUGUGUUAUCGGUGGUGUUAUUCUAACUUACCAGAAAAUUACUUUGUUAAACCGUCACUUCAUCCUGAGGGCCAGAAGGAGGCAGUCUUCCGAUGUUAGAAGAAUGAUUACAGCAGAUUUACUAAUUUUACACACCUCUUGCAUAUUAGAGCACUAUUCAAUAUUCUGAAUGUAUUGCAAAUACAUAAACACUGAAGGGAAGGAAAUAUGCCAGCUAGUUGUCCAAAAAAUUGCACAGAUUCUCAAAGCAGACAUGAUUCAUGUGAAUGGCUAAGCAGUUACCUGAAGGGCAAUACAAAUUAAAUUACAUCUUUAAAUCAAUUCAAUCUUAAUGAAGAGAUUAGGGAUAAGGUCAAAUAUAAAAUCCCUGUUUUUAAGUGGAAACUAAUUUGAAACACAGCAACUGAUGAUGCAAAUCUUGUCUAGACAAAAUGCUGUGGAUAUUUUGUAUUAAGUAUCUUUUUUAUAUCUGCUUUGUAGCUAUGCUACAUACAAGUUUGAAAUGUACUGCAUUUCAUUGAGGUAAGCUUUGUGAGAAUAUGUCAUGUAAACCUUUUACACCCAUUUCAAAUCGUACAUCCUCUCUUUAUUAGGAUUUGUACACAGUGUUCCUAGCUGGCUGUUCCGACCCAAUGUGUUUGCUCU